UAGUAAGACAGGUGCCUUCAGUUCACUCUCAGUAAGGGGCUGGUUGCCUGCAUGAGUGUGUGCUCUGUGUCACUGUGGAUUGGAGUUGAAAAAGCUUGACUGGCGUCAUUCAGGAGCUGGAUGGCGUGGGACAUGUGCAACCAGGACUCUGAGUCUGUAUGGAGUGACAUCGAGUGUGCUGCUCUGGUUGGUGAAGACCAGCCUCUUUGUCCAGAUCUUCCUGAACUUGAUCUUUCUGAACUAGAUGUGAACGACUUGGAUACAGACAGCUUUCUGGGUGGACUCAAGUGGUGCAGUGACCAAUCAGAAAUAAUAUCCAAUCAGUACAACAAUGAGCCUUCAAACAUAUUUGAGAAGAUAGAUGAAGAGAAUGAGGCAAACUUGCUAGCAGUCCUCACAGAGACACUGGACAGUCUCCCUGUGGAUGAAGACGGAUUGCCCUCAUUUGAUGCGCUGACAGAUGGAGACGUGACCACUGACAAUGAGGCUAGUCCUUCCUCCAUGCCUGACGGCACCCCUCCACCCCAGGAGGCAGAAGAGCCGUCUCUACUUAAGAAGCUCUUACUGGCACCGGCCAACACUCAGCUAAGUUAUAAUGAAUGCAGUGGUCUCAGUACCCAGAACCAUGCAAAUCACAAUCACAGGAUCAGAACAAACCCUGCAAUUGUUAAGACUGAGAAUUCAUGGAGCAAUAAAGCGAAGAGUAUUUGUCAACAGCAAAAGCCACAAAGACGUCCCUGCUCGGAGCUUCUCAAAUAUCUGACCACAAACGAUGACCCUCCUCACACCAAACCCACAGAGAACAGAAACAGCAGCAGAGACAAAUGCACCUCCAAAAAGAAGUCCCACACACAAUCGCAGUCUCAACAUUUACAAGCCAAACCAACAACUUUAUCUCUUCCUCUGACCCCAGAGUCACCAAAUGACCCCAAGGGUUCCCCAUUUGAGAACAAGACUAUUGAACGUACCUUAAGUGUGGAACUCUCUGGAACUGCAGGCCUAACUCCACCCACCACUCCUCCUCAUAAAGCCAACCAAGAUAACCCUUUUAGGGCUUCUCCAAAGCUGAAGUCCUCUUGCAAGACUGUGGUGCCACCACCAUCAAAGAAGCCCCGGUACAGUGAGUCUUCUGGUACACAAGGCAAUAACUCCACCAAGAAAGGGCCGGAGCAAUCCGAGUUGUAUGCACAACUCAGCAAGUCCUCAGUGCUCACUGGUGGACACGAGGAAAGGAAGACCAAGCGGCACAGUCUGCGGCUGUUUGGUGACCAUGACUAUUGCCAGUCAAUUAAUUCCAAAACGGAAAUACUCAUUAAUAUAUCACAGGAGCUCCAAGACUCUAGACAACUAGAAAAUAAAGAUGUCUCCUCUGAUUGGCAGGGGCAGAUUUGUUCUUCCACAGAUUCAGACCAGUGCUACCUGAGAGAGACUUUGGAGGCAAGCAAGCAGGUCUCUCCUUGCAGCACAAGAAAACAGCUCCAAGACCAGGAAAUCCGAGCCGAGCUGAACAAGCACUUCGGUCAUCCCAGUCAAGCUGUUUUUGACGACGAAGCAGACAAGACCAGUGAACUGAGGGACAGUGAUUUCAGUAAUGAACAAUUCUCCAAACUACCUAUGUUUAUAAAUUCAGGACUAGCCAUGGAUGGCCUGUUUGAUGACAGCGAAGAUGAAAGUGAUAAACUGAGCUACCCUUGGGAUGGCACGCAAUCCUAUUCAUUGUUCAAUGUGUCUCCUUCUUGCUCUCCUUUUAACUCUCCAUGUAGAGAUUCCGUGUCACCACCCAAAUCCUUAUUUUCUCAAAGACCCCAAAGGAUGCGCUCUCGUUCAAGGUCCUUUUCUCGACACAGGUCGUGUUCCCGAUCACCAUAUUCCAGGUCAAGAUCAAGGUCCCCAGGCAGUAGAUCCUCUUCAAGAUCCUGCUAUUACUAUGAGUCAAGCCACUACAGACACCGCAUGCACCGAAAUUCUCCCUUGUAUGUGAGAUCACGUUCAAGAUCGCCCUACAGCCGUCGGCCCAGGUAUGACAGCUACGAGGAGUAUCAGCACGAGAGGCUGAAGAGGGAAGAAUAUCGCAGAGAGUAUGAGAAGCGAGAGUCUGAGAGGGCCAAACAAAGGGAGAGGCAGAGGCAGAAGGCAAUUGAAGAGCGCCGUGUGAUUUAUGUUGGUAAAAUCAGACCUGACACAACACGGACAGAACUGAGGGACCGUUUUGAAGUUUUUGGUGAAAUUGAGGAGUGCACAGUAAAUCUGCGGGAUGAUGGAGACAGCUAUGGUUUCAUUACCUACCGUUAUACCUGUGAUGCUUUUGCUGCUCUUGAAAAUGGAUACACUUUGCGCAGGUCGAACGAAACUGACUUCGAGCUGUACUUUUGUGGACGCAAGCAAUUUUUCAAGUCUAACUAUGCAGACCUAGAUUCAAACUCAGAUGACUUUGACCCUGCUUCCACCAAGAGCAAGUAUGACUCUCUGGAUUUUGAUAGUUUACUGAAAGAAGCUCAGAGAAGCUUGCGCAGGUAACAUGUUCCCUAGCUGAGGAUGACAGAGGGAUGGCGAAUACCUCAUGGGACAGCGCGUCCUUCCCUAAAGACUAUUGCAAGUCAUACUUAGGAAUUUCUCCUACUUUACACUCUCUGUACAAAAAACAAAACAAAACAACAAUACAACAAGAACAACAACAACAACAAUAACAACAAUGGUUUACAUGAACACAGCUGCUGAAGAGGCAAGAGACAGAAUGAUAUCCAGUAAGCACAUGUUUAUUCAUGGGUGUCAGCUUUGCUUUUCCUGGAGUCUCUUGGUGAUAGAGUGUGCGUGUGUGCAUGUAUGUGUGUGUGUAUGUAUGUGUAUGGUGUGUGUGCUUGGUUUAGGGGAAGUAUGUGUGGGUACAUGUGAGGACUGGGGGCACCUGACCAGAAUGUGCAAGGGCAAACCAUUUCAAAUGGCAGCAGUUCCAUGAAGACACACUUAAAACCUAGAACUUCAAAAUGUUCGUAUUCUAUUCAAAAGGAAAAAAAAAAAAAAAAAAAAAAAUAUAUAUAUAUAUAUAAAAAUUAAAAAGGAAAGAAAACUAACAACCAAUCAACCAACCAACCACAAACCACCCUAAAAUGACAGCUGCUGAUGUCUGGGCAUCAGCCUUUGUACUCUGUUUUUUUAAGAAAGUGCAGAAUCAACUUGAAGCAAGCUUUCUCUCGUAACGUAAUGAUUAUAUGACAAUCCUGAAGAAACCACAGGUUCCAUAGAACUAAUAUCCUGUCUCUCUCUCUCUCUCUUUUUUUUUUUUUUCCUUUUUCCUUUUGCCAUGGAAUCUGGGUGGGAGAGGAUACUGCGGGCACCAGAAUGCUAAAGUUUCCUAACAUUUUGAAGUUUCUGUAGUUCAUCCUUAAUCCUGACACCCAUGUAAAUGUCCAAAAUGUUGAUCUUCCACUGCAAAUUUCAAAAGCCUUGUCAAUGGUCAAGCGUGCAGCUUGUUCAGCGGUUCUUUCUGAGAGUGGACACCGGGUUACAAUACUAAUGAGAGUUGGGUAGAACUCUCUGAGAUGUGUUCAGAUAGUGUAAUUGCUACAUUCUCUGAUGUAGUUAAGUAUUUACAGAUGUUAAAUGGAGUAUUUUUAUUUUAUGUAUAUACUAUACAACAAUGUUCUUUUUUGUUACAGCUAUGCACUGUAAAUGCAGCCUUCUUUUCAAAACUGCUAAAUUUUUCUUAAUCAAGAAUAUUCAAAUGUAAUUAUGAGGUGAAACAAUUAUUGUACACUAACAUAUUUAGAAGCUGAACUUACUGCUUAUAUAUAUUUGAUUGUAAAAACAAAAAGACAGUGUGUGUGUCUGUUGAGUGCAACAAGAGCAAAAUGAUGCUUUCCGCACAUCCAUCCCUUAGGUGAGCUUCAAUCUAAGCAUCUUGUCAAGAAAUAUCCUAGUCCCCUAAAGGUAUUAACCACUUCCGCGAUAUUUUUCCACAUUUUCUUGUCGCUUGUUUUUCUUUGAAGUUUUAUACACUGGAUUUGUUAGGGGAAUGAAAUUUUCUCAUCUAAAAUUUUUCUAGAAGAUAUCAUGAUUUUAUGUAAAGUCUCUCAAUGGGUAACCAUUAAGAAAUGUUUUUAUUUUCUCUAUCAACAGUAGUUUUGAAACUAGAAGUCAAAAAUCUUUUUAAAAUGCUGUUUUGUUUUAAUUUUUGUGAUUUUAAUUUGAUACAAAAUGCUGAGGUAAUAAUUACAGUAUGAUUUUUACAAUAAUUAAUGUGUGUCUGAAGACUAUCUUUGAAGCCAGUAUUUCUUUCCCUUGGCAGAGUAUGACGAUGGUAUUUAUCUGUAUUUUUUACAGUUAUGCAUCCUGUAUAAAUACUGAUAUUUCAUUCCUUUGUUUACUAAAGAGACAUAUUUAUCAGUUGCAGAUAGCCUAUUUAUUAUAAAUUAUGAGAUGAUGAAAAUAAUAAAGCCAGUGGAAAUUUUCUACCUAGGAUGCAUGACAAUUGUCAGGUUGGAGUGUAAGUGCUUCAUUUGGGAAAUUCAGCUUUUGCAGAAGCAGUGUUUCUACUUGCACUAGCAUGGCCUCUGACGUGACCAUGAUGUUGUUCUUGAUGACAUUGCUUCUGCUAAAUUCAAUAAAAACUUCAGAAAAACCUCCAUUUUGAGCAUCAGGAUUUCAUCUGAGUGUGGAGUCCCUGGAAUGGAAUUCAGUAACGUUUGGAGUGUGUAUUCAAGUUUCUAAAUUGAGAUUCGAUUACUGUUUGGCUGACAUGACUUUUCUGGAAGACAUGAUACACCUACUACUUAAUUGUUCUUUUCCUUUCUCUCACCCAACACAAUCUUAUAAGAUGGAUUUCACCCCCAGGCCAAUGCAGCUAAUUUUGAUAGCUGCAUUCAUUUAUCACCAGCAUAUUGUGUUCUGAGUGAAUCCACUGUUUGUCCUGUCGGAUGCUUGCUUGAUUUUUUGGCUUCUUAUUUCUAAGUAGAUAGAAAGCAAUAAAAAUACUAUGAAAUAAAAGAACUUGUUCACAGGUUCUGCGUUACAACAGUAACACAUCUUUAAUGCGCCUAAUUCUUGUUGUUCUGUAGGUUAAAUGCAGGUAUUUUAACUCUGUGUGAACGCCAAACUAAAGUUUACAGUCUUUCUUUCUGAAUUUUGAGUAUCUUCUGUUGUAGAAUAAUAAUAAAAAGACUAUUAAGAGCAAUAAAUUAUUUUUAAGAAAUCGAUAUUUAGUAAAUCCUAUUAUGUGUUCAAGGACCACAUGUGUUCUCUAUUUUGCCUUUAAAUUUUUGUGAUCCAAUUUUAAAUACAUUCUCCUUUUUGCCCUGGAUUGUUGACAUGAGUGGAAUACUUGGUUUCUUUUCUUAUCAAAAGACAGCACUACACAUAUAUUGAAAAUUAAUUUAUCCCCCCCGCAACCCGGCCUAACCAAUAUUGUUACCAUGAAGAUAGUUUUCCUCAAUGGACUUCAAAUUGCAUCUAAAAUUAGUGGAGCUUUUGUAUCUUCUGCAGACACUGUGGGUAGCCCAUCAAAAUGUAAGCUGUGCUCCUCUCAUUUUUAUUUUUAUUUUUUUGGGAGAGAAUAUUUCAAAUGAACAUGUGCACCCCAUCAUCACUGAAGGCAAAUUUCAGCAUAGAUCUCUAGGAUUUUUAGAUGACCGUGGGCCAUUGCCUUCAUGCCGUGGUAAGUACCACAUCUACAAUUUUGGUAACCGAACUGGUGCUUUAGUAAUGUGGGUUUUUUUCUUUUUUAAAAGAGAUGUAGCAGAAUAAUUCUUCCAGUGCAACAAAAUCAAUUUUUUGCUAAACGACUCCGAGAACAACAGUUGGGCUGUCAACAUUCAGAGCAGCAGAGAGGGAACUUUGCACUAUUGGGGUAUGAUGUUUGGGUCAGUUGAAAAAAGGAAACCUUUUCAUGCCUUUAGAUGUGAGCUUCCAGUAGGUAAUGAUUAUGUGUCCUUUCUUGAUGGCUGUAAUGAGAACUUCAAUCACUGUAGUCUAAGACCUGAUCUAUAGAUGACCUAGAAUAGCCAUGUACUAUAAUGUGAUGAUUCUAAAUUUGUACCUAUGUGACAGACAUUUUCAAUAAUGUGAACUGCUGAUUUGAUGGAGCUACUUUAAGAUUUGUAGGUGAAAGUGUAAUACUGUUGGUUGAACUAUGCUGAAGAGGGAAAGUGAGCGAUUAGUUGAGCCCUUGCCGGGCCUUUUUUCCACCUGCCAAUUCUACAUGUAUUGUUGUGGUUUUAUUCAUUGUAUGAAAAUUCCUGUGAUUUUUUUUAAAUGUGCAGUACACAUCAGCCUCACUGAGCUAAUAAAGGGAAACGAAUGUUUCAAAUCUA
Molecule: messenger RNA, 6305 nt
Organism: Rhinopithecus roxellana (golden snub-nosed monkey)
Lineage: Eukaryota; Metazoa; Chordata; Mammalia; Primates; Cercopithecidae
Gene: PPARGC1A
Product: PPARG coactivator 1 alpha
Exons: 13
Coding region: 121-2517 (798 amino acids)
Biological process (GO): positive regulation of transcription by RNA polymerase II
Cellular component (GO): nucleus
Molecular function (GO): RNA binding; transcription factor binding
Source: RefSeq, a predicted model, not a curated record